This is a messenger RNA of Haemorhous mexicanus (house finch), 2666 nucleotides long. RefSeq names its product zinc finger protein 282-like. The coding region runs from base 212 to 2368 and encodes 718 amino acids. Lineage: Eukaryota; Metazoa; Chordata; Aves; Passeriformes; Fringillidae. The record is from RefSeq and is a predicted model, not a curated record. Gene Ontology annotation, biological process: regulation of DNA-templated transcription. The transcript is spliced from 10 exons.
AAAGGAAAGGCGGCGGCGAGGCAGGGCAGGAGCGGCGGCCGGCAAGGGCCGGUCCGAGCGGACAGCUCCAGCUCCGGUGCGGGAGGAACGGGAAGGAGCGGGCCGGCCCCGGUGUGCGGCGGCCGAAGCGAGGCUCUCCUGGCCCGCCGUGUGCCUUCGCCAGCCCCGGUGCCGCAGCCCGUCCCUGCGCUCCGUCGCUCCCGGUGCGGGGAUGGAGCUGGCGGGCGGCAGCACCAUCUCGCUGUGGACCGUGGUGGCGGCCGUGCAGGCGCUGGAGCGCAGCGUGGCCGCACACGCGUCCCGCCUCUUCAGCCUGGAACACCGCGCCGGGAACAGCGAGAAGAAGCACCUGGACUGCGAGAAAAUGGUCGGGGAGUUCGGGAACCAGCUGGAGAGUAAGUGCGCGGCGCUGGGCACCCUCAUCCAGGAGUACGGGCGGCUCCAGCGGCGCCUGGAGAACAUGGAGAACCUGCUGAAGAACAGGAAUCUCUGGAUCCUGCGGCUGCCCCCCGGGGUGGAGGGCCCCAAGGCCCCAGCUGUGGCGUUGGAAAACGAUACCCCCAACUUUUCCACUCAGGAGUGGGAAAACCUGGAGGAGUGGCAGAGGGAGCUGUAUGGAAAGGUGCUGACAGGGAAGAGAGAAGCCCUGGUCCUGCUGGACGAUGUCAUCUCCGAACCUGCCCUCCUGUCCCGGCUCCAGGGAGGAGAAGCACCCUGCAGUGAGGAGGAGGCAGCUCCUGGAGAGAUCCCAGCAGCUCCUGGAGAGAUCCCAGCAGAACCAGAGGCUCUGCUGUUUGACCUCAAUGUGAGCAGCUGGGACAGCAGAGAAGCACAGGAAAACCAGGAGGGAAGAGCAGGGCUGGCUGAACCUGGCCAUGCAGACUGCAGCAUUCCAGAGCAGAGCUUUGCUGUCACUGUGAAGCAGGAAGAGGAGGAAGAGCCAUAUGCAAAGGAGCAGGGAGCCGUGGAGGGUGUGGAGUUCCCUGAGCUUGGUCUGGGGCCGGGCGCCGCUGCACUCAAGGCCCAGGCCCCGGCAGAGGGCGGGAACCGGCCGGGGGCCCGGAGCUGCCAGGACCGGGAUGUGAGAGGGAAUCCCACAGAGACCAGCUCCGAAGACAGCAUAAUCCAGAUUAAGCAAGAGGAAGAGUUGUGCUCUGCAGAUCGGAAGGAGGAGGCUGCAGAAGCUCCUGGAGAGCCCUGCCCAGCAGAGCGAGGAUCUUGCGAGCCUGAGGCAUCCAGUCAGACCAGGAAAGGCAGCGAGGUGGAUGCCAGGGAGCUGCCAGGCACAGAGGGUGAGGACCUCCAGAGAGACCCUGCCACAGGAUUUCAGACUUAUGCAAGGAAUGUUUCAUCGUGGAUUAAACAAGAGGAGGAGCCACCCUGCUCUGAACAACAGGACUUGCAGAAAGAGGAAAUCUCUGCAGAUCCAAGUACAGAUGAAAAUUUGAAGAGGGACCAUCCAGCAAAUUCCUUGGAGAGCAAGACCUGUGACUUAGAGGUACCAGGAAGGCUGGGAGAGGUGUUCCCCAAAGAUCCCAGCCAUGGAGUGACAUGGGACAGUCAGUGGAAUUCAGAAAUGAUGGAAACAGCCACCACGGGGAAUGGGAACAGCCUUGGGGGUGAUGUUCAGUACAAUUUCUUUAGUGCUCAGGAAAAGAGGCUCUGUAUGUACAAGUAUGAAAGAAAUUUCCCACAACAGGACCAGCCUCAGCAAGCACUGCAGGGAGAAGGGGACAUGUUUCCAGGCCCCACAUAUGAGAGGAUGUUCCCUCUGCUGCACCCACACCCAGGAGAGACUGGAAUGGGUCUGGGAGAAAAGGGAAUGGGCGCUGGAGCUGCUCCCCCCCACUGUGAGGGGCCAGGGCCCCACUCCGAGUGUGGAGAGACUCCCCCAGGCACAGGCAGGCCCCGUGAGCAGGACAGCCUGGGCACAGAGGAAGCUGCUGAAAACGAGGAGAGCUUCCCCACGGACACAUCGGGAUCCAGCCCCUGCUGGGAGCCACCCCUGGCCCGGGGCAGCCCUGCCCAGCAGCAGAGCCAGGGCAGGGGCAAAUCCUACAUUUGCAGUGACUGUGGGAAAAACUUUGUUUGCCAUUCGUGGCUGGUUAGGCACCAGACAAGUCACACGGGAGAGAGGCCCUACAAGUGCUCCAAGUGUGACAAAACCUACAGGAGGAAGGAUUACCUCCUGAACCACCAGCGCCGGCACACGGGAGAGAGGCUUUUCCAAUGUCCUCUCUGCAGCAAGAGAUUUGUGCUCAAAAGGAGCCUGCUGAAGCAUAAGGAAGGUCACAUGCAGGACACCCACGUGCCACUGGUCAGCUGGCCCUGCAGGAAUAUCAGGGACUCUGUGAUGCAUUCCAUAUAGGACAUCCCCCACACCCCCCUGGUGCAUCCCCCAGGGCAGCACCCCUAGCUCUGUGCCAGACCCUGAUGGCAGGAGGAGGCUGUGGUGCAGCCACCCCUAAGCCCUCCCAGGCAAAGGGAGCUGGCUGGGGGUUAUUUUGUGUAAGACAGCAUUCACCAGUGCCUGUGGAUUUGGGGAGGUGGGGUUUGGAGGUACUGCUGGCUGUGAGUCCAUGUGGGAGAGAAACCACGUUGACAUGGAACAAUUUUUGAUGUGUGUUACAAAGAAGAGUUGUCUGAAUAGAGAGAAAUUAUCCAAA